Messenger RNA from Lactuca sativa (garden lettuce), 1170 nucleotides. RefSeq names its product CASP-like protein 5A1. Lineage: Eukaryota; Viridiplantae; Streptophyta; Magnoliopsida; Asterales; Asteraceae. Gene Ontology annotation, cellular component: membrane. The record is from RefSeq and is a predicted model, not a curated record.
ACGAGGACAAACUUAGAGCUACAGAAAAAUACUCCGGUUCGUAUGCACGACGCCGUUGGCCAAUUCUCACGACCAAUUUUGUAGUAAUUGCCGGCGACAACUUAACGGUCGCCAACUACUACACCCCCGUUACUUUCCCAAUUCACCUCCUCCAAAAUUCCAUACCAUACGUACCAUUAUACCAAUACCCCUUUUCUCUCCAUAACCCCCCCAUAAAUACAUAUACUCUUUCUUAAUCAGCAGCUUAAAAACCCUAUCUACUAUAUCUGAGAUCAAAAUUUCUUAUUCAAGUCAUCUAUCGUCAAUUUGUUGUGGGUAUUCGAAGUGGACUUCCACAAUUCAUACAUACAGCUGAAACUUUGAACCGAUUUUGAGUAUUCGAUUGUUAAUUUUUUGUGGGUUUCUAAUUCGUCUGGGUUUAAUGGAUCGAUGAUGAUGAAUUCCUGAAGUGGAAAGGACUGGUAGAAUCAUGAGCAGUAGAAGCCGACCGUUGGUGCAUCCGUUUGAUGUUGAAGUUCCUCAAUUGAGAGAAGAAGCCGCUGUUAAUAAUGGGGAUCCACAUGAAGAUACUGUGAUAAUGAAGGACGUUCAAGGGAUGCCCGGAACAUCCGUCGGCCUCGCCUUGCGUCUAUUUCAAUUCGCUUUCGCCGCCGUUUCAGUUGCUGUCAUGGCCGCCACCAGUGACUUCCCUUCCGUCACCGCUUUCCGGUACCUUGUUGCAGCUCUAAGCUUGCAAUGCCUGUGGAGUCUUUCGCUUGCCAUUGUUGAUGUUUAUGCUCUUUUAGUGAAGCGUUGUUUAAGAAAUUCAAGAGUUCUUGGUUUCUUCACUAUCGGAGAUGGGAUUACAUCUACGCUUACAUUUGCAGCAGCUUGUGCAUCUGCAGGAAUAACUGUUCUUAUCAGUAGCGACUUCAAUAAUUGUGCAGAAAAUCAUUGCACAAGGUUUGAAACUUCAACUGCAAUGGCUUUUGUUAGCUGGUUUUUGGUUUUCCCUUCAUUUUUCUUGAAUUUUUGGUCUCUGGCAUCGAGAUAAUGGCAUCCAAAAUGUGGCACUAUGCAUCAUAAGGAGUUUAGUAUAAUUUUUUUUGGUGGAAAUACUUGUAUAUAUAGAAUUUGACGAUUUGUUUUUGAUUAAUUGGAGUUUAUUAUAUUUUCUUUUUGGUGUAUGAA